AUGGCGGCGCCCGUCCUGCCACUGCAGCAGGUGAAGCUUGCCUCGUUGCCUUCGACGCAACUCACGCCGGAGCAACAAUACUGGCGCACCUUCAAAAACCCUCUCCUGAUCCCCUCACCAGCCAAUGGACCCGUCAACCUCAUCACUCAGCCCGCCGUUCCCUCCUCUGCUGCGGCAUUCCCCUCCCUCACACAGCCGCCCGAUGUCUUCACCGUUACGACAGGCGCACGAGUCCAGAUCUACUCCAUUCGCACACGGAAACUCCUGCGAACAAUCACCCGAUUUGAAGAUACCGUGCGCAGUACGGAUGUUCGUCCCGAUGGUCGUGUCUUGGUAGCAGGUGACGAUACCGGUACCGUGCAGGUUUUCGACGUCAAGUCGCGCGCCAUUCUCAAGACAUGGAAGGAACACAAGCAACCCGUCUGGGUGAGCAAAUUCUCACCCAGUGACCCCACGUCGCUUCUCACGGCUAGUGACGACCGCACAGUGCGGACGUGGGAUCUGGCUUCGCAGAACAGUUCGCGGUCUUUUGUCGGCCAUACCGAUUACGUCCGUUCUGGUUCUUACAUGCCUGGCUCCAUGGCUUCAUCCGGCCUGGUUAUCACUGGUUCUUAUGAUCGCACUGUUCGUCUUUGGGAUCCCCGUGUGGCGACCCGUGCUGCUAUGACUUUCAAGAUGGGUGCGCCGGUUGAGAGCGUUCUGCCCAUGCCGGCUGGAACUACUGUUCUGGCUGCUGCCGAUAACAAGAUCGCUGUGCUGGAUAUUGUUGCUGGUAAGCCUUUGCAUAUGAUCCAGAGCCAUCAAAAGACAGUCACUGCCCUUGCGCUGGCUUCAAAUGGUGAGCGUUUGCUCUCUGGUGCGCUGGAUGGACACAUGAAGGUCUUCGAAACUACCGGAUGGAACCCCGUAUCUGGAUCCAAAUACCCGUCACCAAUUCUUUCACUUCGUGCGAUUACCUCCGGAACUGAACACGAAGAUAAGCACAUUGCUGUUGGUAUGCAGUCUGGUCUACUAUCGAUCAAGACCCGUCUCUCUGGCCAACAGAAGAUCAAGGAGAAGGAGCGCCGAAAGGAAAUGGCCGCUCUUAUGGAGGGCAAGUUGGAGGAGCAUGAUCGCGAAGUUGCCAAGCAGAAGAAGACCCGCGGUUCCGGUUGGGAUAAGCGUUUGCGCGGACGUGAUUUCAUCGGCGAGGGCGUGGAAAUUGUCAUUGAGGGACAAGACAGCAAGAAGCGCAAGAGAGAGGCACAAUGGGAGCAAGACCUUCGCAAAGCCCGCUACGCCAUUGCUUUGGACCAAGUGCUUGCCUCAGGCGACAAGACCUCCACCCUCACAUGUCUCACGGCCCUGCGCCACCGUUCUGCCCUGCGCGCUUCCCUCAAGGAUCGCGAUGAAGUCACCCUUCAACCCGUUCUCCAGUGGGUUCACAGCCACAUCCGUGAACCACGCCUGGUCGAUCUCAGUGUCGAGAUUGCCAUGAACCUCCUCGACAUCUACUCCGGUAACCUCGGCCAAUCUGCACAAAUCGACAAGAUGGUGGAGCGUCUCCAUGGCCGGGUCCGCAACGAGGUGGAGAUGGCCCAGCAGGCGUGGCAGACGAAGGGAAUGCUUGACAUGUUGAAGGCCUGA
Molecule: messenger RNA, 1626 nt
Organism: Penicillium salamii
Lineage: Eukaryota; Fungi; Ascomycota; Eurotiomycetes; Eurotiales; Aspergillaceae
Source: the annotation of a GenBank genome assembly